Messenger RNA from Falco peregrinus (peregrine falcon), 7644 nucleotides. Its product is annotated as mitogen-activated protein kinase kinase kinase 1-like. The transcript is spliced from 20 exons. Gene Ontology annotation, biological process: protein phosphorylation. Gene Ontology annotation, molecular function: zinc ion binding; ATP binding; protein kinase activity. The record is from RefSeq and is a predicted model, not a curated record. Bases 755 to 5224 code for a protein of 1489 amino acids. Lineage: Eukaryota; Metazoa; Chordata; Aves; Falconiformes; Falconidae.
GACAUAGAAAAGUAUCAGAGGACAGGUGAAACAGCAUCUGCCAAGUGAGGGUGACUCAGAGAAGAACACGUGAAGGCUGCCAAGAAAGAACAUGUAUUGAAUUUCAUACUAAUUCCCAGAGACAAAUGAGCAGGUAAGUCUGGGCAUAGCAGCAAUUUCAAGGUGGCUCACCGCAGUACUGGAAGGCACUACAGGGAUUUUGCUCCUUUCUCACCUGGCUCCUAGGGAGGACAUGGCCUGAGGAGGUUUUGGGAGUGCUAGGGAGAGGGAGCACAUAGACGUGGUGUUGCGAGCUGGAGCGAGGGGCCACCAGGAGCCGGCCCACAUUUUGAGAAGGGCUUCCCUACAGCGCCGGUUCCUCACAGGGAGGCGGCUGACCCACACGCCCCGGUUUUAGGCCUCGAGGCUGCCAGAGUACCCGCCGCUGUCCUGCACAUAGGAAGGGUCACGUGGGGACGGGGACACCCUCCCCAUCCAACACCGCCAGCUCCCGAUCGCGGCCCGAGCGAGUCCGCCUGCGACGCGACCCGCCGCGGCACGGCCCCUGGCGAGCAAGCGCGACACCAACACCUGCAUGGGGGCGGACGAGAUGCUGCUGCGGGUCGCCGCACCUACAGGCGGCCGCCCCGCCCCGCGCUGCCUGCUGCCACCAAUCCGCGCUCGCCUCCCACCCUCUCCCUACGCUGUUUCCGUAGUGGGUUGGUGCAGUAGCUUUCUCUGAGCCUCGGGAGCCUUAUGUGACUUGCUAGAGAAAAUGGCGGCGGCGAAUUGUACUUCGUCGUCGGGGUUAGCCUUAGGCAGCACUGCGGUGGCUGUCGCCGCCGCCGGGAGCCUGAAGGGCAGCAUAGGCACGGAAAGUGUCGUCGGGAGCGGUGGGGGGCUUCUGCGGGAGGCGGGCGGCAGUGGCUGCCGCGAGCAGUGCUCUGACUGGAGACGAAAGCAGCCGCGCAAAGUGCGGAGUGUGGAGCUGGACCGGCUGCCUGAGGCGCCUCUCUUCCUCGCCGCCUUCUUGUCGUCCUCUUCACCGGAACCUCCCGAGACGCUGCUGCUCCACUACCUGCCUGGGCCACGCUCCAGCCCCGUCAGCCCAACUGCCUCCCCCAGCCGCUGCGUCGAGUUCCUGGAGCCGCCGCCGGGGACCUACCCCUCCGCGGAGCGAAGGAUAGAGCCGUGUCCCCCCGCGAGUUGUGACAUGGAGAAUAGAGAAACCCUCAGGGGGUUGCAGAAGAUGGAUGACCGCCCAGAAGAGCGUAUGAUCAGGGAGAAACUCAAGGCAAUGUGUAUGCCAGCCUGGAAGCAUGAAUGGCUGGAAAGAAGAAGCAGGAGAGGUCCUAUGGUGGUGAAACCUAUCCCUAGGAAAGGAGAUGGAUUGGAAAUGAACAAACUCUCUCUGGAGCCUCGGGCUGAAGGACAAAGCACUGCUUUUUCACCUACACAGAAAGGAAGACGUAGUCCUUCUCCUAGUAGCUUUUCAUCAUCCUCUAGGACACUUAAAUCUGAAUCACCAGGUGUUAGAAGAAAAAGGGUAUCUCCAGUGCCUUUUCAGAGUGGACGAAUAACACCACCUCGAGGAGCCCCAUCUCCAGAUGGCUCCUCUCCAUACAGCCCUGAGGAAACAAAUCGUCGUGUCAACAAAGUUAUGCGAGCCAGGCUGUACCUGCUGCAGCAGAUAGGACCCAACUCUUUCUUAAUUGGAGGAGACAGCCCUGAUAAUAAAUACAGAGUGUUUAUUGGGCCUCAGACUUGUAGCUGUGGUCGUGGGAUGUUCUGUAUUCAUCUGCUGUUUGUUAUGUUGCGAGUCUUCCAGCUUGAACCCUCAGACCCAAUGCUCUGGAGAAAGAUGCUGAAGAACUUUGAGGUUGAGAGUUUGUUCCAGAAAUAUCACAGUAGGCGUAGCUCGAGGAUCAAAGCUCCAUCUCGUAACACCAUCCAGAAGUUUGUCUCACGCAUGUCAAAUUCUCAUACAUUGUCAUCAUCUAGUACUUCUACAUCUAGUUCAGAAAACAGUACGAAGGAUGAAGAAGAACAGAUGUGCCCCAUUUGUUUGUUAGGCAUGCUGGAUGAAGAGAGCCUAACUGUGUGUGAAGAUGGCUGCAGGAACAAGUUACACCACCACUGCAUGUCAAUAUGGGCAGAAGAAUGCAGAAGAAACAGAGAGCAACUUAUAUGUCCUCUUUGUAGAUCUAAAUGGAGAUCUCAUGAUUUCUAUAGUCAUGAAUUGCCAAGCCCUGUGGAUUCUUCUGUUCUCCAUGUGGUUCAUCAACAAAUUCAGCAGCAAUCUACAGCUGGAUCACAGAGAAGAACCCAAGAUAGCAAUUUUAACCUUACUCAUCAUGGGGUCCAGCAGAUCCCUUCUGCCUAUAAAAAUUUAGCUGAGCCAUGGAUUCAGGUGUUUGGAAUGGAGUUAGUUGGCUGCUUGUUUUCUCACAACUGGAAUAUACGUGAGAUGGCACUUAGACGUCUUUCCCAUGAUGUUAGUGGUGCUCUAUUAUUGGCUAAUGGUGAAAGCACUGGAAAUUCUGGAAGUAGCAAUGGAAACAACACAAGUGCUGGAGCUUUGGGAGCAGUUAGUGGGUCAUCCCAGACCAGUAUCUCAGGAGAUGUGGUGGUAGAAUCCUGCUGCAGUGUGCUGUCCAUGGUCUGUGCCGACCCUGUCUACAAAGUAUAUGUUGCUGCUUUAAAAACCUUAAGAGCCAUGCUAUUAUAUACUCCUUGUCAUACUUUAGCAGAGAGGACUAAACUACAGCAACUUCUCAAACCAGUUGUAGAGAUGGUAUUAGUUAAAUGUGCAGAUGCCAACAGUCGAACAAGUCAACUUUCAGUCUCAACGCUAUUGGAGAUGUGUAAAGACCAAGCAGGAGAGCUGGCAGUUGGGAGAGAAAUACUUAAAUCUGGCUCUGUUGGUAUUGGUGGUGUUGAUUAUGUCUUAAACUGUAUUCUUGGAACCCAAACUGAGUCUAGCAACUGGCAAGCGCUACUGGGGCGACUUUGUCUAAUAGAUAGACUUCUGUCGGAAAUUCCUGGUGAAUUUUAUCCCCACAUUGUCUGUGGAGGUGUUUUACAGGCUGAUACUGUAGUAGACAGGUAUAAGAAACUUCUCUCCCUCUUAAAUUUUGCCUUGCAGUCAAUUGACAGUUCCCACUCAAUGGUUGGAAAACUAUCGCGCAGAGUAUUUUUGAGUGCAGCAAGAAUGGUGGCAAGAGUGCCCCAUGUUUUUUUAAAGCUGUUAGAAAUGUUGAGUAUGACAAGCUCAACUCAUUAUGCAAGGAUGCGUCGACGUCUGAUGGCAAUAGCAGAUGAAAUGGAAAUUGCAGAUGCCAUCCAGCUAGGCAUGGAAGAAAUGCACUCUGGGGAAUGUCAACAUGAAAAAAUUUUGCAGCUACCUGUACCAGAUAACUCUUCAGAAGCUACAGAAAGUAAUACUCCUAACAAUACUGUCCAGUUAUCAAGGAAAGAUGAGAAAAGUUUAAGUGAUAAAAAACUGAGUGCCAGUCCAGAGGACACUUCUGAGAUGCUGGCUAGCCUUGCUGUGGGACUUUCAUCUGUAACCACUGAGCAACCAAAGCCAGCCAUUCAAGCAAAAGGAAAAACCCCCAAUCAGUGUUUGAACUCUUCUCCCUCAUCCAGUCAUUCUCAGUCACUAUUCCCAAUGCUUCUGUCUCCUUCAAACCCAUCUGUACUAGCUGGCACUGUAACAGAUGUCUCUAAACUCAGACCUCAGGGAUUUGUUCCCUGCCAAAUCCCCUCACCUUCUCCUCAAACACAGCAGAAACUUUCUCUCUGGUUUCAGAGAAACUGUUCUGAAAAUAAAGAACUGGAUAAACUUUCUCAAGUCCUUACCCAAGCCAGGCCAUUGCCAUCCAGUCACAUACACAGGCCAAAGCCAUCACGACCCACCCCAAGUAAUGUGAACAAGCAGGGAGAAACCUCAAACAACAGUAUGACACUUGACCUGAAUGAUAUUUUGCAGUGUGAUGGCAAUAGUAGUAGCAGUGCGGUUAUACCAAGUGAAGAGACAGUGUUCACACCAGUAGAUGAGAAAUGUCAAUUGGAUGUUAAUGCAGAGCUCAAUUCCAGUAUUGAGGACCUGCUCAAGGCCUCUGUGCCAAGAAGUGAUGGCACAGUUACAUUCAAGUCUGAAGUUGCAGUUCUUUCUCUUGAGCAGGCAGAAAAUUAUGAUACUUACAAAGAUGAUGUAAAUCAUAAUCAAAAAUGCGAGGAAAAGAUGGAAGCUGAAGAAGAGGAAGCUUUAGCUAUUGCUAUGGCAAUGUCAGCAUCUCAAGAUGCCCUGCCAAUAAUUCCCCAACUACAUGUUGAAAAUGGUGAAGAUAUCAUAAUCAUUCAGCAGGAUACACCAGAAACCCUGCCUGGACAUACCAAAGCAAAACACCAUUACAGAGAAGAUGCAGAAUGGCUUAAAGGUCAGCAAAUUGGUCUUGGAGCUUUCUCUUCCUGUUACCAAGCUCAAGAUGUAGGAACAGGGACAUUAAUGGCUAUAAAACAGGUAACAUAUGUUAGGAACACAUCAUCUGAGCAAGAAGAAGUAGUUGAAGCACUGAGAGAAGAAAUAAGGAUGAUGAGUCAUCUGAACCAUCCUAACAUUAUUCGAAUGUUGGGUGCUACCUGUGAGAAGAGUAACUAUAACCUCUUUAUUGAAUGGAUGGCAGGGGGUUCAGUUGCUCAUUUGUUAAGUAAAUAUGGAGCCUUCAAAGAAUCUGUUAUUAUUAAUUACACAGAUCAACUGUUACGUGGCCUUUCUUACCUCCAUGAGAAUCAGAUAAUCCAUAGAGAUGUUAAAGGUGCCAAUUUGCUAAUUGACAGCACAGGUCAUAGAUUACGAAUUGCUGAUUUUGGAGCUGCAGCCAGGUUGGCAUCAAAAGGAACUGGUGCUGGGGAGUUUCAGGGACAGUUGUUGGGAACUAUUGCGUUUAUGGCACCAGAGGUUCUGAGAGGUCAGCAAUAUGGUAGGAGUUGUGAUGUGUGGAGUGUUGGCUGUGUUGUUAUAGAAAUGGCUUGUGCUAAACCUCCCUGGAAUGCAGAGAAACACUCCAAUCAUCUUGCUCUGAUAUUUAAGAUUGCUAGUGCAACUACUGCUCCAUCAAUCCCUUCACAUCUGUCUCCUGGUUUGAGAGAUGUGACUCUUCGGUGUUUAGAACUUCAACCUCAGGACAGACCCCCAUCAAGGGAGCUGCUGAAACACCCAGUCUUCCGUACUACGUGGUAGCUACUUAUGUGUAAGGCUGAUUUACUGAAGAUGUUACUGAAUAUACAAUAACUGUCUUGCAGUGCAGUUAAGCACAGCAGCUUGUAUUAUUCUACUGGCCUUAAUGAUAGAUACAUCAAGGACAUAAGGCCAGUGGAGGACCCUGCCUAAGUAUGUGAUUGACAAAUUGAGAUCUUUACCUAAGCUCAGUAUGCAACAUUUCACAACUUGCGCAGAGAUUUGUAAACUGUGCCUUUUCAAACAUCUGGCUCUAUGUGAACACAAAAGCAUUUUUCCUUAAAUCUGCAUGAUUAUUUAGCAGAUAAGUGAUUUUUAUUUUAUUUGGAGCACUUUUUCAGCAAUAUUAGCAGCUGAAGAGUUCAGGAUCUCUUUUAAUAUAGCAAUUGCUGUUCCAUUUCACAUCAUGUAGACGUAAGCAGAGGAUUCUGCAAUUAUUUUUCAGCACUGUUUAAAAGGAUGUUCUGUAUCUAUCUCUCUUAAUUAUACAAAGUUUUUUGAGUAAGAAAUCCAAACAUUGAUGGAUACUUUAAAAUAACAUUUUGCAUGCCUUAAAGUAAGAGCAGGCAGUUGUGGUUCACUAUGCAUUUACUGCUUGGUCAUGUAAUUUCUUUUGAAAUUUAAGUUUGUUUUCAUUGUAUUUUUAACUUUCAGGGAAAGGUGAUCUUAUUUUAAAAUAGUCUUUAGAAAAAGCUGUAAACUGUGUCAUGGAACACCUUGCUGACACGAGUUUUAAAAACAGAUUUGCUGGAAAUCCAGAAUAAAAUAAAAUGCCAUCUUCAAGUCAGUGUUUCAGCUUCUGACAGUAUAGGCUAUUUAAAAAAAUAUGUAUGUCUUGCAUAAGGCAACUCGGUCUGAAUUGUGCUGAAAGUUGAGCCUUCUUUUCAUAUAGCAGUUUUUUCUGGCAAAUCAUGUAGAGAAAUUUCAUGUUGAAGGCCCCAAAACCAGCUCCCAUUAAAGUUUAUGGGAGACAUUGUCCUGUACUUCACUGGGAGCAGGUGCCACCUACAAGCAAAUCUCAUUCUUUGUGUAACAAAACUGAGGUCACAUUCUCCACUGAUAACAAGUUUUACCUGCUGUUUUUGUUCUGCUGUACAUAUCUAUAUACUGUAGCCAUUAGUGAUAAUUUAAUUUGAAAAUGUUAAAAAUAUUACCACAAGAAAGGUAUUUAUUUUAAGAAGAAACAAACUUGGACUUGAAAAACAAGGUUAAGUAAAAUGUAAAGCUUCACCUGUAGUGCAAAACUUGUGCUUUUAGCAGGUGUGUUUUAAAAAUUAUUUUAAAGGCAGGUUUUUAAUUUCUGAUGCAUGUAAUGCCGAAGGAAAAUGGCAGCUUUUCUUUUGCCUUUUUAAGAGAGGGGGGGUCUUUUUAAAUCAACUACUCAUUGUGUUUAAUCAAUUUUGGGGAAAAAAAAUAUUACUGUUCAUUUUUUAACUCUUCAGAAGCCAGUUGAAUUGUUGGACUGAAAUAAAUUGGUUAUUUUCAAGGACUCGGGGCAAACUAAAUAAGCUAUAGUACAUUAAAAAUGUACAAUACAAAUUGGAAGUAAAACAUCUUAAAGAUAAGUUUACAGGGAUGAUAGUGCUCGUGCUAAUAUAAAGCAGCGUCAUUAGUUGUGAAUGUGUUUCUUUUGGAAUCUUUACAUUCCUUUGUUUUGAAAGAUUGGCAGACUUUGAAGAGUUAAAGAUAAUACAGAAAUGUGAAGUUUGGUAGUUUGAACUGGUUUGUACUUGGCUUUUUUUGACCACCUUAGAAUUUCUCAUUCUAAUAAGAUUGUUUCCAAGUCUUUAUGUGCAAGCUUUAAAGGAUGCCCUCUUGCCAAUUCGUGUACUGGAAGAUCAGUUUUCAGAUUAAUACUGUUUCUAGCAGAAAUGUAAACUGUAUAAACUGAUGAAUUUCAGCUAAUCAGUAUUACUUUGUAGAUCACCAUGCCUACCACAUUUCAAACUCAAACUGCCUCUAGAUGUAUUUGAGUUUGUGUUUCCCUCAGCUUGCUGGUAAUUGUGGUGUUUUUAAAAUACAGAUGUGAUGCAAUAUUUUUAUUUUCUUUGGAUCAAAGCUGGAAUGAAAAUUUUAUUGUGUAAUUAUUUUUUGUAUGUUCUUAAUGUUAUUUAGUACUUAAGUUGUAAAUAAUGUCUACUGCUGUUUUUUCCAGUUUCUACUACCUCAGGUGUCCUAUGGAGUUUCUUCUACCAAAGUUCACUUUCACAAUGAAAUUAUAUUUGCUAUGUGACAGAUUCCCAAGACUUCCAGGCUUAAGGGCUAACUUCUAUUAGCACCUUAUUGUGCAAGCAAAUUUUACAGAAAUCUCUGGGUUAAGAAAUUUUAAUUAAGUUUUUAUCCCACUGAACCAAUUUUAUAUAGUAUAAUUUGUACCAAAGUUGAUGUUUUUUCUUAAUAGUAAAUAAAAGGUUUUGAAAAAA